Molecule: messenger RNA, 645 nt
Organism: Gastrolobium bilobum
Lineage: Eukaryota; Viridiplantae; Streptophyta; Magnoliopsida; Fabales; Fabaceae
Product: miraculin-like
Exons: 1
Coding region: 1-645 (214 amino acids)
Molecular function (GO): endopeptidase inhibitor activity
Source: RefSeq, a predicted model, not a curated record
AUGAAGUCCAUAAUAUUCCUACCAUUUCUCUUUGCCUUUGCCUUGUGCACCCAAUUCAUGCUUGGUGCCGCUGAUGCUUCACCUGAGCAAGUGAUUGACACACAAGGCAAGGAAGUUCGAACCGGCAUGGAUUACUAUAUCCGGCCGGUCCCAACAACCCCAUGUGAUGGCCGUGGACCUUGUGUGGUUGGUAGUGGCUUUGUUCUUAUAGCAAGAUCAUCAAACGAGACAUGCCCCCUUAGUGUUGCGGUGGUUGAGGGUUUUCGCGGCCAAGCAGUGACAUUUACACCUGUUAACUCUAGAAAAGGUGUUGUUAGGGUCUCUACUGAUCUGAAUAUCAAGGUGUCCCUUGAAACAAUAUGUACCGAGUCCACAGUUUGGAAGCUUGAUGAUUUUGAUGCCUCAACUGGACAGUGGUUUGUGACUACUGGUGGUGUUGUGGGAAACCCUGGCAAGAAUACCAUAAGUAAUUGGUUCAAGAUUGAGAAGUAUGAAGAUGACUAUAAGCUUGUGUUUUGUCCCAGAGUGUGUGAAACUUGCAAACCCUUAUGCAAGAAUGUUGGGGUGUUUGUGGAUAGUAAUGGAAACCAACGUGUGGCUCUCACUGAUGAGCCUUACAAAGUCAGGUUUCAGCCAUCUACUUGA